AUGGCUCCUCAAGACCGUCUUUCCCAACUGUCGUCGCAGCUGAACUUUCCCGCUGGCCUGCUCGCCGGACAGGUUGCCAUCAUCACGGGCAGCGGGCAAGGCAUCGGGGCGGAAUGUGCUCGACUGUUCGCCAACGAAGGGGCACGCGUGGUGAUCUGCGACGUCGACAGUGAAAAGGCCAGCGCGACGGCCCAAAGCAUCAACCAGAUGGCGCCCGGCCGGGCCAUCAGCGUGCACGGCGACGUGCUCGACCCCAACUACAUUGACGAGGUGGUGCGCAAAGCGGCCGAGUUCGGCCACGGCAAGAUCCACAUCAUCGUCAACAACGCCGGCUACACGUGGGACGGGGUGAUCCACAAGAUGACCGACAAGCAGUGGAACACGAUGCUGGAGCUGCACGCCACGGCGCCGUUUCGGCUGGUGCGGGCGGCCGCGCCGUACUUCCGGGUCAAGGACGGCGAGAAGAGAUGCAUCGUCAACAUCAGCAGCACGUCCGGCACCCAUGGCAAUGCCGGCCAGAGCAACUACGCGCUGGCCAAGGCCGGCGUGACGGGCCUGACCAAGACGAUUGCGAAGGAGUGGGGGCCUCAAUUCGGCGUGCGCGCCAAUACCGUGGCGUUUGGCCUGAUCGAAACGAGGCUGACGCGCCCCAAGGAGGCCGGCGCCUUCGUCACCACCCCCGACGGUGAGAGGGUGGCCUUGGGCAUCCCAGCCAAACAGAUUGCAGAUCGGAAGGGCGGAGGAGACCAGGCUCAGGGUCCGGGGCCGGCGUACAAGGACAUUCCCCUGGGCAGGCCCGGCACCGCAACCGAGGCGGCGAGCAGUAUUCUGGCCGUCGUGAGUCCGUUGUUUAGCUAUGUCAAUGGCCAGACCAUUGAGGUGACGGGCGGCCGCUACAUCUAG
Capronia epimyces CBS 606.96 is the source of this 903-nucleotide messenger RNA. RefSeq names its product 3-oxoacyl-[acyl-carrier protein] reductase. The record is from RefSeq and is a predicted model, not a curated record. Gene Ontology annotation, molecular function: oxidoreductase activity, acting on the CH-OH group of donors, NAD or NADP as acceptor. NCBI's taxonomy places the organism in Eukaryota, Fungi, Ascomycota, Eurotiomycetes, Chaetothyriales, Herpotrichiellaceae. The coding region runs from base 1 to 903 and encodes 300 amino acids. The transcript has a single exon.